Molecule: messenger RNA, 2063 nt
Organism: Anoplopoma fimbria (sablefish)
Lineage: Eukaryota; Metazoa; Chordata; Actinopteri; Perciformes; Anoplopomatidae
Product: dihydropyrimidinase-related protein 5-like
Exons: 15
Coding region: 67-1770 (567 amino acids)
Cellular component (GO): cytosol; cytoplasm
Molecular function (GO): hydrolase activity, acting on carbon-nitrogen (but not peptide) bonds, in cyclic amides
Source: RefSeq, a predicted model, not a curated record
UCGGCCGGUGCUGAGCAACGUUGAGGAUCUUCACUGAGGAGGACCUGAGUCUGAAGGGAAGGGACUAUGGCUGCCAACAUGGGGUCGAUGCGUAUCCUCAUCAAGGGAGGGAAGGUGGUCAACGAUGACUUCACCCAUGAAGCAGAUGUCUACAUUGAGAACGGCAUCAUUCAGCAGGUUGGAAAGGAACUGAUGAUACCAGGCGGGGCUAAGGUGAUUGACGCCUCUGGAAAGCUUGUGUUGCCGGGCGGAAUAGACACCAGUGUACAUCUGCAGCAAACUUUCAUGAACGCCAACAUUCAGGAUGACUUCUACAGUGGGACAAAGGCGGCCCUGAUGGGUGGUACCACCAUGGUGAUGGCUCUGGUCCUGCCUGAACAGCACUGCUCCCUGCUGGACGCCUUCGAGAAUUGCCGAGCUCUUGCCGACGCCAAGGCGUGCUGCGACUACGCUCUGCAUGUCGGGGUGACUUGGUGGGGGCCGAAGGUCCGUAGCGAGAUGGAGACCCUGGUGAGGGAGCAUGGUGUGAACUCUUUCCAGAUGUUCAUGGCCUACAAAGAUAUGAUGAUGCUGAGGGACUCGGAGCUCUACCAGACGCUGCAGACCUGCAAAGACAUCGGGGCCAUCGCUCGUGUCCAUGCUGAGAACGGAGAACUGGUGGCAGAGGGUGCCAAAGAGGCUCUGGAUUUAGGCAUCAGUGGACCGGAGGGUAUUGAGAUCAGUCGACCAGAGGAGCUGGAGUCUGAGGCUACUCACAGAGCUGUCACCAUCGCCAACAGGGCUCACUGCCCGAUCUACCUGGUGAAUGUGUCCAGUAUGUCUGCUGGAGACAUGAUUGCUGCUGCUAAGAUGCAAGGUAAAGUGGUCCACGCAGAGACCACUGUAGCUCACGCUGUGCUAAGCGGGAUGCAGUAUUACCAUCAGGACUGGAUUCAUGCUGCCGCCCACGUCAUCGUCCCUCCUCUCCGCCUGGACCCCAACACGCCCAGCUACCUCAUGGGCCUGCUGGGCAAUGACUCUCUGAGUGUCGUGGCAUCAGAGCACCGUCCAUUUAGCAUCAAGCAGAGAGCUUUGGGAAAGGAAGACUUCACAAAGAUCCCUCAUGGAGUGGCCGGAGUCCAGGACAGGAUGAGUGUCAUUUGGGAGAGGGGAGUGGUUACAGGAAAAAUGGAUGAGAAUCGUUUUGUGGCAGUGACGAGCUCUAACGCUGCUAAGAUCUACAACCUGUACCCACGCAAGGGUCGUAUCAUCCCCGGGGCUGACGCUGAUUUGGUGGUCUGGGACCCGGAUGCAACAAGGACCAUCUCUGUGAGCACUCAGGUGCAGGGUGGAGACUUCAACCUGUACGAGGGGAUGCGCUGCCAUGGCGUUCCCCUGGUUACCAUCAGUCGCGGACGUUUGGUGUGUGAGAACGAUGUGUUCAUGUGUGCCGAGGGAUCCGGAAAGUACUACCCUCAGCGCACCUUCCCUGACUACCUCUACAAGAAGAUGGUGCAGAGAGAAAAGGCUCAGGCCUACAAAGGGGUUGACAGGGAUGCCUACACUGGUGAAGUGGCCAUGUUGGCAAACACCAUGAAGAAGGAGCUUGGUUUGGGCCCGAUAGACGGCGAGGCGGCCAACAAAGGCUGUCCUCGCGCGCACCAGGGAGUCCGAGACCUCCAUGAGUCCUCCUUUAGCCUCUCAGGGUCUCAGGUCGAUGACCACAUCCCGAAGAGGUCCUCGGCCCGGAUCCUGGCCCCUCCCGGCGGUCGCUCCAGUGGUAUCUGCUGAAAGAAUAAAUGUGCCAAUACGAGUCACCUGUGCGACACCCCCCCACCCCAUGCAUGAAGAGCACCGCGGAGACAGAAGAGUGAAAUCUCUUCACAGGCUCACAACAACUGGUGCUGUUUUUUAACUAUUACCUACAACAACGUUAUUUUAUUGUUGGAUGGUUUUGUUGCUUCGAAGGCACUGUGACUGGUUGGUGGCUGUGUGUGUUUGUAGAUUCUUGUUGUGUUGGACAGUGAACCUGUUGAAUCUGUAAGUGGCUGCUUGUUUCUUACCACACGAAUAACAAAAAAGAA